AUGGACGGCUUUGAGGCCUUUGAGAUGGCCGCCAAAUUCUGUUACGGCGUCAAGAUUGACCUCUCCUCGUUCAAUGUGGUCACGCUCCAGUGUGCCAACGAGUUUCUCGAAAUGACAGAAGAUUACUCCGAAGACAACCUCGUUUCCAAGACCGAGAGGUUCCUUUCGCAGCACGUGCUUAAGAGCCUCAAGGACUCCGUCAAAACCCUAAAAUCUUGUGACUCCUUGAUGCCUAUGUCGGAAACGCUCAGAAUCACGCAGAUGUGUGUUGAUUAUGUGGUUUCCAGAGCUUCGUCCGUGGAUCCUGCAUUGUUCGGAUGGCCAGUUAGUGAUGCUACUUCUGGUUCUAAACAUGUCCUCUAGAAUGGAAUUGACGGUGUAGGAAGAAGAAAGGUUGGCACCGAUCACGACGAUUCUUGGUUUGAAGAUCUGUCGUUGAGAAGGAGCUUCUGGAGAUGCUGGUUUCGAAUCUUCUAAGCGCUUCCGAUAUAAUCAAAUACAUUCCAAAGAUAGAAUAUAUAUAUUUUGUUUUGGUUUUCCUAUUUUACUGAAAAACAGAUUAAAAAGAGCUUGUUUUGGUGACCUUCAUGUAGACAUCAAGG
This is a messenger RNA of Vigna angularis (adzuki bean), 602 nucleotides long. Its product is annotated as BTB/POZ domain-containing protein At5g66560-like. Bases 1 to 363 code for a protein of 120 amino acids. Lineage: Eukaryota; Viridiplantae; Streptophyta; Magnoliopsida; Fabales; Fabaceae. The transcript is spliced from 2 exons. The record is from RefSeq and is a predicted model, not a curated record.